AUGGCAGAACAGAAAGCCCUCUACUUGACCGUCGCCAAGGGUCCCUUCGCAGUCGACACGGCCCCCAUCCCGAAACCAGGUCCAGGGCAAGCCCUCAUUAAGAUCCAUGCAACCGCGCUCAACCCCGUCGACUGGAAGAUCCAAGCCUAUGACUUCUUCGUAAAGCAGUAUCCGACAAUCCUGGGUGAAGAUCUCGCAGGUACCGUUGAAGAGCUCGGGGAGGGCGUGACAAACUUGAAGUUGGGCGACCGCGUUAUUGCGGAGGCGUCCAUGGGGUCACUUGCGACCGCGUCUUUCCAGCAAUACGCACUCACAAAUGCCGAGGUUACGGCCAAGAUCCCCGACUCGAUCUCCUUCGAGGAAGGGGCGUCCGUACCCCUAGGUCUUGCGACUGCGGCGGUGGGGCUUUAUAGCAGAAUCGGCGGUGCCGGGCUGUUCCCGCCUUGGGGAGAGGGCGGUCACGGGCUGUAUAGUGGAAAGCCGUUCGUUGCGUUUGGGGGGGCUAGUUCGGUCGGCCAAUUCGCCAUCCAGCUGGCAAAGUUGUCUGGCUUCAGUCCGAUCAUCACCACUGCUUCCACGCAUAACACGGAGUGGCUCGUCGGGAUCGGCGCAACGCACGUUGUCGACCGUAAUCUCUCUCCAGAGGCCAUACGCGCGGAGGUUGCAAAGAUCACGUCAGAGCCUAUUGAGGUCAUCUACGACGCAGUCUCGCUGCCCGACACGCAGAACGUUGCAUACGAUCUCCUCGCUCUAGGAGGGUGCCUCAUAAUUGACCUCGACCUGUCGGUCGACAAGGCGAAACAGACCGACGACAAGCGCGUCGAGCAUGUGUAUGGCAAUAUAAACAUACCAAGAAACAAAGUCCUGGCCGUCGGUUUGAUGAGCAAGCUAACUACUUACCUGGCGGAGGGCGCGAUCAAGCCUAACCGCGUGGAGAUUUUGCCAAAUGGCUUAGAGGGCAUCAUUGGCGGUCUUGAGAAGCUGAGGCAGGGCGCAUAUGCUGCCAUGCGCCGUAGCUCGUGCCCAUCACCAUCUUCUGUUGCCUUCACUUUCCCGUACACCUUCGACUAUGACUGGAAUAGCUCUUCGUCUCCGAGUCAUGCAUGUACUACGCUUCUCAGACCUGCGAGCUGCCAGAAUCUAGUAUCUCCAUCUUUGGACGGCCUUGGAGGAGUUGCGGGUGCUAAAUUGCAUGCCAGUGUCGUGCGGGAAAACGACGCAAGUACCGGUGGUCUUGCAGGGACAUUCAAUCCGAAGCUGUACUUCGUCCAGAAUCCCAGUAGAAAAAUAACGGACAAGCAGGAUACAAGAAGUCGCUUCCUGUUUUGCGAGAGCGGCCGUGGACGAGUGGUCCCAGUGAAUGUCGAUGCCAUCUCCUCCCUUGCAUUGGCCCAAUCCUAUCCGGACACAGACGUGGUGAUCGUUUCUAAUAACGAUCUUAAUCCUUCUAACCAGAAUAGGGCCAGUGCACUGUAUCUGAGGAGCGGUUUCUCCUGUUUAGAAGCGUACGAGGCCUGCGCCCAGCUCCAGGAGACUCUCCUACCGGAACCAGGAAGCAUAGGUCUUAGUGCAGAAGAUCUCUCCGACGUUCUCACCUCAAACAGGCAUGGCGCGUCCCUGCAAGCGUCACAGCAGAUAUGGAUCGCGGGGAACACGGUUGGAUCCUGUGUGGUCUUCACUCCGAGUAACCGACGCUCGCAAGCAGGGCUUGAGUCUGAGCGCCUCCCCGUACUCUGCACAAACUCUGCACCCCUCACUCGAUCUAAUGUUACUUCCUACGACACGACACGCCAAAUUCGAGUAUCUACUCCUUCUGCAGGUGUGCUCACAGGGUUCCGGGACAAGUUCAGCUUUCGAUUCCUCGGGGUACAAUAUGCCGAGUCCACUGCAGGUGCCAACAGGUUUCACCCCCCCACAGCCGUAACUAUCUCGUCUGAUACCUCAAGAUCUGCGCUUGCAUAUGGUUCAGUGUGCGCUCAGCCCCCCGACGCAGACAACGGCCAUCUGUUGCAUACAGAUGAAGAUUGCAUGUAUUUGAACGUGUUCUCCCCUAUCGUUAACUCUGCCACAAUCAGUGACCAGGACACCCCCAAAUUACCCGUAAUGUUCUUCAUUCACGGAGGUGGUCUCAACACUGGAGACAGCGGUCCAUUCCCAUACAACAUGACCACGAGCGGUUUCGUUGGUAACUCGGUCUCUAAUAUCUACGAUGGAACAAAUGUGGUCUCCUAUGGCGGCGUCGUUCUUGUCACGAUCAACUACCGUCUAACAGCCUUCGGCUGGUUCAAUGCAUCUAAUGCCGCAUUGAAGGACACAUUACUCGCCCUCCAUUGGGUCCAAGAUAACAUAGAAGCUUUCGGGGGAGAUCCAACGAAAGUCCUCGUGUUCGGCGAGUCUGCCGGCGGUAUAAUGACAAGAUAUUUGCUUGGCACCAACCCUGUAUAUACGGAAGGCCUAUUUAGUGCUGCCGUACUAGAGUCCGAUGUUCCCAUCAUCGAUAUAUACCUCUCUCCGAAACUAGCGUUGGAACCUUCGCUAGAGCUCGCGAAAUAUGUUAGUUGUGCCGACAAUUCGUCGACCACAUUUACAAAUUCCAUGGCCUCCUGCGUUCAAGGCCUACCCGCGGAUGUCAUUGCAAUGGCAUCAUAUAAUUUAGGCAUCUCGUGGGAUAUCGCGAUUGAUGGCGACUACAUCCUCACCGAUAUUGUUUCUAGUAUCGAGGAUGGCGUGUACGCGCGGGUUCCAACAAUAUGGGCGAGCAACAAGUGCGAGUUGUGCUACAUGCUACCGCCCACGAUCUCCCCCAACUCGUCUGCGUCUGUCUUCCCUGAAAGCCUCUCUCUUUAUUUCAACACGACGCAGGCCGAGCGCAUUCUCAACGCCACGGACCUGUAUCCUUACGAGACCGCACCAUCUUCAGACGGAAUUUCGGGCGCUGUGCUCACUCUAGCCCAGUUGCUCACCGACUACGUUGUGCACUGCCCUAUGGCAUACCUCUCCUCGCUCGAGACCACCGCGCCGAGACCCAGCAAUGCCUACAAGGUCCUGUUCGCAACUGGCCUUGGCUCGCCACUCACGCCCAACCCCGCGACGUGCCCCGGCCAGGUGUGCCACGGAGAUGAGCUUUACUGGGUUUUCGCGACGGCGGAGACGGAUGGGCUGUACCAGCCGCUGACGGAGAGUGCUGUGCUCACAACGCGUGAGGUUGUGAGCCGGUGGACGGCGCUGGCGUGGGAGGGAACGCCAAAUUAUGAGGGGGCGGCGGUGGAGUGGCCGCUGUACAGGGACAAUAAUGAGGUGGUCAUCGCUGUUGGUGCGGCGGAGUCCAUCCAGCCGUAUCGGGAAGCCCAGUGCGAUUUUAUACUGAGCCAGAUAGGCUUGGUCUUCGGAGAAGAGUAA
Molecule: messenger RNA, 3399 nt
Organism: Fibroporia radiculosa
Lineage: Eukaryota; Fungi; Basidiomycota; Agaricomycetes; Polyporales; Fibroporiaceae
Exons: 12
Coding region: 1-3399 (1132 amino acids)
Molecular function (GO): oxidoreductase activity, acting on NAD(P)H
Source: RefSeq, a predicted model, not a curated record